Molecule: messenger RNA, 486 nt
Organism: Aspergillus tubingensis
Lineage: Eukaryota; Fungi; Ascomycota; Eurotiomycetes; Eurotiales; Aspergillaceae
Product: similar to An04g07810
Exons: 1
Coding region: 1-486 (161 amino acids)
Source: RefSeq, a predicted model, not a curated record
AUGGAAUUGUCUCCACCAGACAACAGGAGACCGAACUUCCAGGCUGCCUCGGACGAGAGUAUAUUAACCAACCACAACAGCAAAGGUGAGACACCUGGGGCAUGGGAGAUCGACAGCGCAGUCACAAUCGAGCUUCCUGAGCAUCUCAAUGGCAUGGCUGGUAAGAGGGCUCUCAUGUCGGAGCUUUGCGAGUAUGUCCCGUUCUAUAAUGUCCCGAACGUGGUUGUCAUUCACCCUCCGAACGGUGCUGAUCUCUAUCUUCAAGUCUUGAAACCAGAGUCCGGUGAGCUUAUCUCCGUUGCACUACCGAGCGAUGUCCUACCGAAUCCAAAGUUCAUAUGCAACAUAGUAGCUUCCUAUCGUUUUCAAUCAUCUGCAUUAUACACCUCUCGUCGACCCAUCCUGCAAAUAAUUAACACGCUGGAAACCCCUUCGCCACCCUUUGAAAAAACCGGUGUCAUUCUUGAUUCAACUGUCUCUGUCUAG